CCUCACUUUAGACAAAGAUAAAAAUACACUGCCAGAAAUAUUGCGAAAAUUGAAUCAAAUAUUCGCCAAAUUAAGCUCCAUUGAUAAUAGACUUUCCAAACUCGAAGAAAAAGGCUGCACGCAUGAAAAUAAAGAAAUACUAUCGGUGCUCCAAGAAUUCGUAUCUUUGCCUUUAAAAUCCAAUGAGGAGCUACAAAAUAUGGAGAAAGAUUUAGAGGAUAAAGAAUUUUUGGAACAAAUGGCAAUUUCCAUGAAUAGAAUCGGUGGACGAAACAGCCACGAUUUAACCAUUAACAUUUUAAAAAGAGUGAUUAGCAAUGAAGUAGCUCCACAAUAUAGUUGGGCGGGAAAGUUAAAAAAAAUGGGAUUCAAAGAUUUAUUACUGGCAAAGUGUAUUAUACGAGCUGUGAAUAUGGCGGAUAAUAAAGUGACGGAAAAAGAAACCGUUAAUUGUAUUUCAAAGUGGCUCGUGCAAGCUACUUUAAGGCAUGAGCGAAGCCUUGAUAAACAAAAAAUUAAAAAUCAGAAGACUUCUGCAAAUGACCAACAAGAAUAAAUAUAUAAUCUGAAGA
Molecule: messenger RNA, 572 nt
Organism: Linepithema humile (Argentine ant)
Lineage: Eukaryota; Metazoa; Arthropoda; Insecta; Hymenoptera; Formicidae
Source: RefSeq, a predicted model, not a curated record